GAAUGACAGUCACCAUGGUCAUGAUAAAGCUGGCCAAACUUAUUGUGUGCGUCGUGACGUUUAUUUCUAGUAUAAUUUUGUUCAUGCUUAUAUUUUAUAUUGGUAAUUUAAUAGAUUUCUCACAGUUAAUUGUUCCCGACGAUGUUAGUUUCCGACUCAGGUUUCCACAAUAAUGAGCUGCUCCUGAAAAUUAUAAGUCCCGAGGGCGUAACGUUUUCCGCAUACUUCUCUGAAGACACAUUGAUCGAAGAGGUGAAAAACCGUGGCAUAGAUUUCUUCUACCCUAACGGCGAAACUGGGUCGAGCAGAUUUAAAAUGGUGCGUGUUUUCGAUACGUCGACGUUGCAUGACUUUUUAACAUUAGGCCAAGAACAGAUAACCUCGCAAGAGGAACUCUUGUUAGUCGAAAGACGAAUUCCUGAAGCUAGUACAUUAUGGGACCUGGGAUCCGUUAGGGCUCCGCUACACGGGGCUAUAGCUGCAGCCACCGCAUCUUUGCCAGCCCCACAGAACAACAUGCGACAACCGAAUCUACAGUCCCUGUUAUCUACCAACGAAUUGUCUUAUGAGCUAAGGAAAAUUCUGAUAUCCCUAAUAGAAGCCGGCGCAAGGUUGGCGGCAGCUGGGCGUAAUUACGAAAUGUCACUGGCGCAAUUAUCAGCCGCGUUGGACGAGCCGAGGCGGCUGAACCAAACCGUAAUCCAGGUCAUAACUCCAGAGGAGAUCGCCGCGCGAUUCAACGCUUUCGAAGACAACAAUUCUGAAGGCGCAUCUUCGGUCAAAUCCGACGGGCACGAUAUGUACAAGCGAGCUGAACAUUUACAAAGAUUUUUGGAGAAAUUCCGAGCUUGGCGGACUAAAAUCGCUGAAGCACCUACCCCAGACGCGAUCAGCGCUCUCAAGGAUUUGGGUUUCAGUUCUGAAGAUGCAGACAGAGCUCUUCGUUCCACUGGAUGCAACGUGCCGGCGGCCGCCUCAUAUCUGGUGGGGGAGAGGGGGUCGAGCAUCUUUGAACUGAUCAACGGAUUGCCUGAUGGUCCGAUCUUGCAGACUUUGCUCAAACAGCCCCAGAUCCAGCGCGGGUUGUUAAAUACGAGAAUGCUUAUAGCUUUUAUUGCGAUGGUCGGACAGACGGGCAGCGCUUCUCUUUGGCUCAACUCUCCUCACGGCAGCCCCCUUCUGUCACAAAUUUCGAGGACAUACCAUUCAGAGAAGUACUGCUUUGCAGUGAACCAGUUCUCUGAUAUCAGAGAGGAGUCUCCAAUCCAGACGGCAUCCACAUCGAGACAACAACAACGACGUUAGAUUUGCUUCAACCAAAACGAUUUUAAGAUUUUUCCGUUCAUCAGUAGACCGAACCCAGACUUAAAAUUGUAUAAUACAAUUUUUUAUAGCUUUGUUUCAUAAAAAAAAUACAGCUCGGGUAUGUGUAUAGGCUUGAAAUUUUAAACUGUGAAUAAUAGAUUUUCGAUAUCGAAUAUCGAUAAUAGAUAUCGAUAAGUAAAUUUUUUAUCUCCAAUACAAAAUAGAAUGGUUGUGAUUGGUUGAAAAACUUCCCAUUGGUUGAAUUUUCCCAGCCAAGUGUACUUAAAUUAUUGAUCUACGCAAUUUUUUAGACGUAUAACACCGCUGUCGCUGUAGUAAAUUUAGGUAUAAUUUUGAUGACUGAGUAUAAAAUAAUUAAAGGCGCUGUUUUCAUUUGGCUGGCAAGAUUGGGUGAUUACACAAGUUUCACAAUUAUUCGAUUUGGUAUUGCAAUCCAACAUUAUAAUGUAUUAAUGGGUCCGGACCCGUGCUUCACCUAAGUUCUCCACCUGGGUGAAGCACGGGGACUUCUAAGGUCCCGUGCUCCAACUGAUGACGUUAUUGUACAGUGAAUCAGUAAAUAGUUUUCCCUAUAUGAUUUAAAAAAAUCUAAACCAUUCCUUUUAUACUACCCAACCAAGCAGGAAAACAGGCAUGCGGCCCACCACGCGGUGAUGAUUUAUAUUCAUAAAAAUAAAUCACCUCGGUAUAA
Plodia interpunctella (Indianmeal moth) is the source of this 2017-nucleotide messenger RNA. It is a transcript of the gene Kpc2, whose product is annotated as Kip1 ubiquitination-promoting complex subunit 2. The coding region runs from base 142 to 1305 and encodes 387 amino acids. Gene Ontology annotation, cellular component: ubiquitin ligase complex. The transcript has a single exon. Gene Ontology annotation, molecular function: protein binding. The record is from RefSeq and is a predicted model, not a curated record. NCBI's taxonomy places the organism in Eukaryota, Metazoa, Arthropoda, Insecta, Lepidoptera, Pyralidae.